AUGUCAUAUAAAUCUGACACCCCCAACCCCUUCCCUGCUCCCCCCCAUCCCCUUCCCUGCUUUCCCCCUUCCCCUUCCCUGCUUCCCCCCGUCCCCUUCCCUCCUUCCCCCGUCCCCCUCCCAGCAUCCCCCCAUUCGCUUCCCUGCUCACCCCCAUCCCCUUCCCUGCUCCCCCCCAUCCCCUUCCCUGCUUCCCCCUAUCUCCUUCCCUGCUUCCCCCUAUCGCCUUCCCUGCUCACCCCUGCUCCCUCUGUUUCACCCUUGCUCCCUCCCCUUCUUCUCUGCUCACUCUCUUCCCCCUUGCUCACUCUCUUUACUUCUGCUCACUCUGUUCCCCCCUGCUUCCUCUCUUCCCCUCUGUUCAAUCUGUCCCCCGCUGCUUCUUCUCUUCCCCUCUGCUCAUUCCGUUUACUGUCUUUCCCCCUUCACUCACCCCCAUACCCCCCAAUGCAGUUACAGGUGCUCAGCACCAGAU
Closterium sp. Naga37s-1 is the source of this 475-nucleotide messenger RNA. The record is from the annotation of a GenBank genome assembly. Lineage: Eukaryota; Viridiplantae; Streptophyta; Zygnematophyceae; Desmidiales; Closteriaceae.